AUGGUGAGGAAUUCCAUCACCUCCAAACUGGAAACGUUACCCACGGGCCACUCGGACCGCAUCAUAUCCAUGCGCCUACCACUGGAGAGCAAACAACAUCUCACUCUCUUCAGUGUUUAUGCUCCAACUCUAAUGGCAGAUCCCGCAGACAAAGACAGAUUCUAUUCUGAUCUGCGCAGACUCUUGAACAACACCCCUGCAAACGACAAGGUCCUGGUCCUUCGCGACUUCAACGCAAUAGUUGGGAGGGAGUCUGAGGCUUGGAAAGGAGUCCUUGAAAGACACGGAAUUGAUGACUGUAAUGACAACAGGAACCUCCUGCUCGAGUUCGCCACAGAGCACCAACCUGCUAUUACCAACACAAUCUUCCACCAGAAAGACCGUCUGAAAACAACUUGGAUGCAUCCCCAGUCCAAACAUUGGCAUCUACUUGACUAUGUGCUUGUGCGCCAGCGGGACCUGAAAGACGUUCUACACACAAGAGUGAUGCCCAGUGCAGAGUGCCACACCGACCAUCGCCUUGUCCGCUGCAAGCUCCAACUACAGUUCAAACCCAAACCCAAGAAGAAAGGUAACCCCAUAAAGAAACUCAAUGUCGACAGCUUGUGCCGGGAGGAAGUGAAAAUCAAGUUCCAAGCAAACCUGCAGCAAAGACUAGACGAAUCCCCCUGCACUGAUGACACCACCCCACACACCUUGUGGGAGAACCUGAAAUCAGCCAUCCUUAAGACAUCUACGGAAGUUCUUGGGCACAUAAAGAAAAAAAACAAGGACUGGUUCGAUGGAAAUGACAAGGAGAUCCAGGAAUUACUAGCAAGGAAGAGGGCAGCUCAUCAGGCCCACCUCGCACAACCAACCUGUCUUGUGAAGAAAACUACCUUUCGACACGCAUGCAGCACCCUGCAGUGA
Messenger RNA from Octopus sinensis (East Asian common octopus), 909 nucleotides. Its product is annotated as craniofacial development protein 2-like. The record is from RefSeq and is a predicted model, not a curated record. NCBI's taxonomy places the organism in Eukaryota, Metazoa, Mollusca, Cephalopoda, Octopoda, Octopodidae. Gene Ontology annotation, cellular component: nucleus. Gene Ontology annotation, biological process: chromatin remodeling. The transcript has a single exon. The coding region runs from base 1 to 909 and encodes 302 amino acids.